AUGGAUACAAGUAUAUUAUCUGAAUCUGUGAAUCCUAUGCAAGGGCUCAAUGACAUUUAUUUUAAAGGGACUCUAAAGGCUCCAACUGAACACGGCAAGUUCUCCACCGAUACUUGGAUCAGUUUUUGGUCUCUCGAUGAUUUGACAAUGAAAGGUGGUGGAUAUUUGGAUGGCCAAGGUAAAUUUGCGUGGCCCUUUAAUGACUGUUCCAAGAAUUCAAACUGCGAGCCUCUUCCAAUUUCAAUUAGUUUCAACUUUGUGAACAAUUCAAGAAUCCAUCAUUUAAAAUCGAUCAACAGCAAGAACACUUAUUUUAGCAUCUUUGCAUGCUACAGCCUGGAUAUCACAAAGGUUAAAAUUACAGCCCCCGAAGAUAGUCCUAACACAGAUGGUUUUCGCAUUGGCCUCUCAAGAAAAAUUAAGAUUUCUAGUGCUGUUAUUGGGAUCGGUGAUGAUUUAUAUCUAUGUUUUAAAGUAGUCAAGAUAUUGAGAUAA
This is a messenger RNA of Olea europaea var. sylvestris, 495 nucleotides long. RefSeq names its product exopolygalacturonase-like. NCBI's taxonomy places the organism in Eukaryota, Viridiplantae, Streptophyta, Magnoliopsida, Lamiales, Oleaceae. The record is from RefSeq and is a predicted model, not a curated record. Gene Ontology annotation, molecular function: polygalacturonase activity. Gene Ontology annotation, biological process: carbohydrate metabolic process. The transcript is spliced from 2 exons. The coding region runs from base 1 to 495 and encodes 164 amino acids.